Messenger RNA from Pecten maximus, 619 nucleotides. RefSeq names its product C-type lectin domain family 17, member A-like. The coding region runs from base 48 to 374 and encodes 108 amino acids. NCBI's taxonomy places the organism in Eukaryota, Metazoa, Mollusca, Bivalvia, Pectinida, Pectinidae. The record is from RefSeq and is a predicted model, not a curated record. The transcript is spliced from 3 exons. Gene Ontology annotation, molecular function: signaling receptor activity.
ACUGGGUGUAUUUUAACCGGAAGUGUUACUUCUUUCCCGGAAGUAAAAUGACUGCAGAUGAGGGCUUGGUGUUCUGUGACUCAAUAAACGCCACACUUGUGAGGAUUGACAACACUCAAGAGAACACCUUCCUCGCAUCGGAAAUGACAAAAAAGGACAUUCAAUAUAUCUGGCUUGCUGCAAAUGACAGGGCAGUGGAAGGAGAAUGGGUUUGGGGACCCGGAGAUGAAGUUUUGAAUGGAUUAUGGCAAUCGGGUGAACCUAACGACGAUUAUGGUGAGGAUUGUGGCGUUCUGAAACGGACCAGACAAGAAUGGAACGACUUGAAUUGCCUUGAUCAAAGGCCAUAUGCCGUGUGCGAAGCUCGUUUUUGACUGAUCCAUAGUGAGAAGAUGUUUGCAUAAGUUAAAAACACUAUUCAUCUGAAAUAUUGGAUUCCUCCCAAAUUACACAACAUUGGGGAUCUUUAUUUAACCAUUUCAUUCAUAUCAAUAUGAAUUGCUUCCCUUUCCUCUCUUUUCUCAUUAUAUUGUCCUCUGUAUUACGUGUAUUAGUGUCACUUAGAUCCCUCAUUAUGAUCCUAGUUGUUAUAGAAUAAUUAAAAUCCGUUCUUACAUAA